GGGAGAAGUUUUCGUCAGUCGGUAUCAGAAGUUACAUAAAGUCAGCGUGCUCUGAUCAGAGAGGCAUGUACAUGUGCUGUAAGCUUUUGGGAGGACGAGACGGAGUACUCGAUGGGUGAAAUUAAAACCCGAUAGUGUUGCAGACGGUGAGAUAGAAACUCGAGUGGCAUGAUGUCAUGGCUAGGAUUAUGUUGUCGGAGUUGGGCGAGGAAGAGUACGGAGAGGUCAGGCUGGACAUCUCGCCUGGGGACAAGCGUCAUGCCGGGCAGACAGCAUCUCUCCUGUCCCUCUGUAAACUAUCGGUCGAUUUCUACCUCGGUCAAGAUGCAGAGUCAUUUAAUUGCAAGAUCUCAGUGUUGCAAAACACGUGGUGUAAUAAGGACUGCAAUUUGUCGAUAUUAUAGCAGCUGUCAUGGUGUUAACGUCAAAACAGUUGCAGUAUUUUUUAGAAGAAAUGUUGACAAGCGACACCUCCAAAAACUAAACUGCCGUUACUCCACAAAAACUGCGCCCACGAAUGUCCCCUCAAAAGCAGCCCAGGCUACAGUGCGUAAAGGGGCAGCACCCAAGUUAUCGGAUGUCAGACGAUUGCUUGGGCUAGCUAAACCAGAAAGAUGGAGGCUCACAGGUGCCAUCCUCUUACUGGUUGUGUCCAGCGGUGUGACCAUGGCUGUACCCUUCUGUAUGGGUAAGGUGAUAGACAUACUACAGGAAGCAGCACAUGAUGGCAACAUGAAAGAGAAGCUGACAAAAAUAUGUAAAAUUUUAAUCGUGGUGUUUUUGAUUGGAGGCGUAGCAAACUUUGGGCGCGUCUAUUUGAUGCAGGUAUCAGGCCAAAACAUUGUACGAACAUUGAGGGAACGUCUUUUUUCUUCAAUAAUGAAACAAGAAAUUGCCUUCUUUGACAAGACCAAGACAGGGGAGUUAAUCAAUCGUCUGUCUACGGACACAUCCCUCGUGGGCCAGUCUGUUACGAUGAACAUUUCUGAUGGCUUACGAGCUGUAGCACAGGCUUUAGGGGGUGUGGGUAUGAUGGUCUAUGUUUCACCACAGUUGACUGGCAUAGCCCUCGGAAUUGUUCCCCCUAUUGCAGCACUCUCUAUUGUCUAUGGUAGAUAUGUCAGGAGGAUCACAGCCAAAGUACAAGACUCUCUAGCCUCAGCGACUGACGUUGCAGAAGAACGAAUAGGAAAUAUCCGCUUAGUUCGAGCAUUUGCCCAAGAAUCAAAGGAAUGUCAAGCUUACAAUGCUAGGGUGGAUGGAGUCCUUAGAUUGGCAUAUAAAGAAGCACUAGCUAGAGGCCUGUUUUUUGGAUCUACUGGCUUGUCGGGGAACGUCAUUGUCUUGUCUGUGUUUUACUAUGGUGGUCUGAUGAUGACAGAAUCGCAAAUCACUGUUGGUGCUCUCUCAGCCUUUUUACUCUAUGCUGCUUAUGUAGGCUUUUCCAUAGCAGGUCUGAGUUCUUUCUACACUGAACUGAUGCGUGGUUUAGGAGCCAGUACAAGACUCUGGGAGCUUGUUGAUAAACAACCUGCUAUUACUCUCCAUGAUCCAAGCCUGAAAACGUUUCCCGUGCAGGGCAGCAUAGAGUUCCAGAACGUUGUCUUUGCGUACCCUUCGCGGGUGGAUUUGCCUAUUUUGCGUGAAUUUUGUCUGCGAGUGCCUUCAGGAUGUGUGACAGCUGUGGUGGGCGCGAGCGGUUCGGGGAAGUCGACUUUAGCUGCGCUCCUCCUAAGAUUUUACGACCCAGACCAGGGUAGCGUGACAUUAGAUGGACAUGACAUCAAGGAGAUUGACCCUCUCUGGCUGAGAGGUCAAAUGGGUACUGUUAGUCAGGAGCCUGUCUUAUUCUCCUGCAGCAUUGCCGACAACAUAGCAUAUGGAAUUGAUGACCCAAGUAGUGUGAAAAUUGAAGAUAUAGAGGAGGCUGCCCAUAAAGCCAAUGCUUACUCCUUCAUCCAGAACUUCCCAGAGGGCUUCAACACUCUUGUUGGGGAGAGAGGUGUAAUGCUGUCAGGUGGUCAGCGACAGAGAAUAGCUAUUGCCAGGGCAAUUUUGAAGGAUCCUAAAAUCUUACUGUUGGAUGAAGCAACAAGUGCAUUGGAUUCCCAGAGCGAGUUUUAUGUCCAGGAAGCUUUAGAGCGGUUAAUGGUGGGACGAACUGUCAUUACCAUUGCUCACCGACUCUCCACCAUCAAAUCAGCUAAUCAGAUUGCAGUUCUCAAAGAUGGUAAAGUGGCUGAGCUGGGCAGUUAUGCAGAGCUGAUGAUGAUAAAUAAUGGCAUCUUCCAAGAAUUAGUCGAAAGACAAACAAUAACUAGUUAAUAACCAUAAAUUAGUUUCUUGUUUUGGGUUCUGGUCAUGGGUUAUCGUGUGUGAUAUUUAUUAGUGACUUGUUUUUUGACGCAUGUGAAGACUGAUAGGUUUCCUGUGUCAGUACAACUUGUAAGUUUUCGUGAAAGUUUUUUUAUCUAUCAUUAUAGUCAUUAGCAAAACAUUCCUGUUUGUAGAUCUGCUUUAUAUGAGUCAGCAUUUGUUUGUUUGUUAUUUUUAUUUUUGUCAUGUGUAGGUAGAGAUCUAUGAGGUUUUGAAAAUUAAGAUUUGUAUUUGUCAGCAUGAAUUAUUUAGGCAUUUUCACCUAUCAGUACAUAAUACUAUAACUGUAUGCCUUUGACAGAAUGCAGACAGUUUUAACUGAAUAUUUUGUUAAUUUAAGAGUGAUUUUACAGUUCUUUUAGUAGAUGUCAUAAUGGUUCCAAGAUUCAUAUGGGCAUGGAUGUGCCAGUCAUUUUGUUUUGUUUUCAGUACUGGCAUUAGGAAAGAUAUCAUCUGUUGACGGAAUUUACGCAUAUUUUGUCCAGCCUUCAGAUGACCCAGCAGGUGCUGGUAAUCAAAAUAUCAGGUCAAGUAAUUAUGUUAAUUAAGACUUGUAUUUACCAUUGACCUAAAAUGGAUCUGUUUGUCAUAUACAUGUAGAUCAUUUUUAAAUCCAUCUCAGGGUGGCUUAACUUGGCUGCGUCUUUACAUCACAAGGAUUUUCAGGUGUCUGACCAAGUGUGGGAGUGUUUUACCUGGCUCUGGCCGGUUUCCUUGACCC
Messenger RNA from Liolophura sinensis, 3097 nucleotides. RefSeq names its product ATP-binding cassette sub-family B member 10, mitochondrial-like. The coding region runs from base 169 to 2325 and encodes 718 amino acids. The record is from RefSeq and is a predicted model, not a curated record. Gene Ontology annotation, molecular function: ATP hydrolysis activity; ATP binding; ABC-type oligopeptide transporter activity. The transcript is spliced from 13 exons. Gene Ontology annotation, biological process: oligopeptide export from mitochondrion. NCBI's taxonomy places the organism in Eukaryota, Metazoa, Mollusca, Polyplacophora, Chitonida, Chitonidae. Gene Ontology annotation, cellular component: mitochondrial inner membrane.